Messenger RNA from Schizophyllum commune H4-8, 1017 nucleotides. RefSeq lists its product as uncharacterized. The transcript has 6 exons. The record is from RefSeq and is a predicted model, not a curated record. The coding region runs from base 1 to 1017 and encodes 338 amino acids. Lineage: Eukaryota; Fungi; Basidiomycota; Agaricomycetes; Agaricales; Schizophyllaceae.
AUGGCAGACAAUACGACGCCGUGCAUUCCUAUCAACGAGCCGCCUAUGAUGAUGGAUCGAACAUUGCUCAUGGGGGUAACCCUUGCUGGCGGGGCAUGGGGCGUUCUGCUGGCAGUGUCUUUUCGGACGGUCCAGGCCCUUUUUGUCUGCAUCUCGUCGAGACCGCAAACUAGCCGCGCUUACGCUGUGUCCCUACUGGCGUUUGUUCUGCUUGUAUUCGCCUGCGGAACCCUCAACUAUGCAGCGAACACGGAACUGGGUCUACGCGUGUAUGUUGAUAACCGCAUGUAUCCUGGAGGGCCGUCUGCAUUCCUUCUUGCACAUUAUGCCGAUCCCUGCUUCAUAAUGGGGAAUGCCAGCUACGUUGUGGCCAGCGCCCUAGCCGAUGCACUCCUGCUCUAUCGCUGUUACAUUGUUUGGGCAGAGCAAUGGCGCGUCGUCAUCUUCCCGGUUUGCAUAUACCUCGCAUCGAUAAGCAUGUCAGUCUUUCUCAUGUACCAAGUGAGCCAACCGGCCACGAGUCUAUGGCACCACAUCAACUUUGGUCUUGCGUACUUCUCUCUUUCACUCGCGGUCAACGUCAUAUUGACAUUCCUCAUCGCUAGCCGGCUAUUAGCGUUCAGCAAACGAAUGAAGGCAACACUCGGCGCUCAGCACGCCCAUACGUACACCAGCGUUGCCGCACUGGUCGUAGAGAGCGCCGCGCCGUACGCCUUGACCAACCUCGUGUUCAUCGUCACGUACGGCAUAGGAAGCCCCCUCUCGUACGCGCUUCUGCCCAUUCUCUCCCAGGUGAUGUGCACGAGUGCGGUGCUCAUCAUCCUCCGCGUCGCCAGCGGUCGUGCGUGGAGCGCGCAGACGACGGAGAGAGCAUUCAACGAGCGCGGCAAUGUGACGAGCAAUAUGUCGGGCAAGGGUAAAUCGCGCGCGAUGGCCCUCUCCAGCAUUCAUUUCAAGGGCUUUGAGUCAGGCGGAGGUAGAGGCUCUAGCUUGGAAAGCCAGCUUGCUGAGGCUUAG